This is a messenger RNA of Onthophagus taurus, 674 nucleotides long. NCBI's taxonomy places the organism in Eukaryota, Metazoa, Arthropoda, Insecta, Coleoptera, Scarabaeidae. The record is from RefSeq and is a predicted model, not a curated record.
CUAAUAAGAAGAAAAUUCUAUUUUUUUUUCUGUUACUAGGUGGUCAUGGUACACUUCUUGGAUUAAUAAAUUCUUUUAUCCAUAUCAUAAUGUAUACUUACUACAUGGUAGCAUCAAUGGGACCACAAUAUCAAAAAUAUUUAUGGUGGAAAAAAUACCUCACAAUGAUGCAAAUGAUUCAAUUUUGUAUAGUUUUUCUACAUAGUGCACAAGUGCUAUUUAGACAGUGUGAUUAUCCAAAAACCAUAGCUUUUUUACUCGCUUUUCAAGCAGUAUUUUUCUUUUAUUUAUUUGCUCAAUUCUUCGUUAAAGCCUACAUGAGCAAGGAAAAAGUGAAAACAACUGCAAAUGGUGUUCAUCAUAAGGAAGUGCAAGUUAAUGGUGUUGAAACUAAUGGAAUAGAAUUGAAUGGGUUACUUAAAACAAAAUUAAAAACGAAUAGUACGAUAUUGAAUGGUAAAACAAAUGGUACUGUAAACUACAUAGCAAAUGGAAAAAUUAAAGACAAUUAGUUUAUAAAUUUGUAAAUAAUAUAUUGAAUUAGUUGCUAUUAUAAUUUGUAUAGUUACGUUUAAGAGCAGAUUACGAUUAUGUAUUUAUUGUACCUUUUUGAUAUUGUACUUAUGUUGUUAAAUCUAAGGGGAUGUUAUAAUAUACAGCUCAAUAUGAAGUUA